Messenger RNA from Sparassis crispa, 852 nucleotides. RefSeq lists its product as hypothetical. The record is from RefSeq and is a predicted model, not a curated record. The transcript has 4 exons. Lineage: Eukaryota; Fungi; Basidiomycota; Agaricomycetes; Polyporales; Sparassidaceae. Gene Ontology annotation, cellular component: endoplasmic reticulum; SNARE complex. Gene Ontology annotation, molecular function: SNAP receptor activity. Gene Ontology annotation, biological process: retrograde vesicle-mediated transport, Golgi to endoplasmic reticulum. Bases 1 to 852 code for a protein of 283 amino acids.
AUGAAUGGGAACGCUUCAGAACAGACGGUUCAUGACAGAAUAAACCUCGCCAGACUUGUUCGAAGACUAGAGAAGACAGUUGCCUCCGAGGACUGGACCGACGACCGUUUACCUGCCACAUGGAUAAAGACUCGCGGCACAUUGCAGAAAUUAAGACAUGCCCGCAAGUUACUGAAGAACGUGGAGCUAAGCGAGGAUUUCGACAAUGCCGCUAUGUUUCAGCGGUAUGAGGAUAUGCGACAGACUUUAGACCGUCUCGAGAACACGGUCUUGGAAGUGGACAAGCGCGUCUCACCUAAAGCAAUACGUCCGGAAGCCAUCUUACCAUCAUUAUCUAUUCCCUCGGCACCUACAGAUGUAUCCCGUCUGAGCUUGGAGCCGAUGCAGCCACAGUUCUCACCAGGUCUAUCAAGCGAACUUGCAGUACCUCCUCUCUCUGCGCAAGACUUGCUUUUGUCCCCAUCUAACGAGCCUGUACUAUAUCAUCCUCCAAUUGGUCUUUCGGCUAUCCCUCUCCCACCUUAUUUCGUACCUACACCCACUCCAGCGAAACCUACCCCGAGCACGUCCAAACCCACAGCAACCCCUGCAUUCCUCCAGAAUUCCGCCGCGGUGCACGAAGAACUCUCCACACAGCUCGCACAGAUGGUGACACAACUUAAGCGAAAUGCGCUGCACUUCUCCGGCUCACUCGAGGCAGACAAGGCCAUCGUAGUUGCCGCACAGGAGAAGAUCGAGCGCAACCACGAAGUUAUGACCAGGGAGCGCGGGCAUUUGAGGGUCGUAGGAGGCAAGACUUUGAGUACAACGUGGAUCGUGAUCUCCAGUAUGGUAGUGUGGAGUUUGGCUUAG